AUGGGUUUACACGAAGCAGAUGCUACUGUCGAACGCAACGGCGUCGAGAGAUAUGCUCCAACUCGUAUCAACGUUGUCAUCUGUGGUGCCGGUGUUGGCGGACUGCUCGCUGCACUCGAGUGCUACCGAAAAGGCCAUAGUGUGACGGUUCUCGAGCGAGAGCCGAAAAUUUCCACGACUGUCAUCUCAUACUACUCGUAUCACGGCGAGUUCAUCAACUCUGCCAUGCCUGAAUGGAGGGGUUCCGAUGUUGAGGCUAACAGUGGGCUCGGCACAGUCGGACAGAUCAUCACUCGACCAAACCAUGCCGAAGUGAUGCUCGCUCAAAUCAGGCAGCUGGGGAUUCCCAUCGUCUGGGGCAAGAAAGUUGUCAAGUAUGGCGAGGCUCUCAAGGACGGCCCAGCAUUCGCUGAGACGGAGGAUGGCGAACGCUUUGAGGCAGAUGUCAUUAUUGCUGCAGAUGGCGUUCACUCGGCUUCCAGGGAGAUUGUCAAAGGGAACGUUCCGCCAGUACAACGUACUGGAUACUAUGCUGCUCGCACCGGCUUUCCUCGAUCAGAUCUCCCUGAUUUAGGUCCCGAAUGCCAGCACCUGUUUCCUAGAGACGGUGAGGCAGGUAUCAACCGCGUCUAUAUCGGAAAAAGUUCACAUCAUGUUGUUUCUACUUCCAAAGACUAUGUUGCAUGGGUGAUUAACAGCAAGGCAAAAAAGGAUCACUCGGAGGGAACUUCAACUAAUCUGACGCCCGAGGAUGUUAUUGCAGUGAUGGGUGACGGCUGGGACCCGGCCGUCCUUAAACUCAUCAGACAUUCCCCUGCAUCGAUCGUCAACUGGAGCCUCAAUUUUCGCAACCCGCACCGUCAUUGGACAUCACCUGGCGGUCGCGUGGUCCAACUUGGCGACGCUGCUCAUACCUUCCUCCCUACCUCUGGGAACGGAGCCGUCCAGGCCAUGGAGGAUGCCAUCUCUAUUGCGGAAUGCCUUCAGCAAGGCGGCAAGGAGAAUGUUGGCUGGUCAACACGGGUGCACAAUGUGCUUAGGUAUCAACGUGUCACCACUAUUCAGAGAACUGCAUUUGUCAACCAGGACGAUCUAGAUGGCGUCGACGUCAAGGAAGCGCUCGGGCGUGGUCCCCACUUCAAGGUCCGCUGGGGCCGUUGGAUGUGGUCGCAUCUGCCGGAACAAUACGCGGCUGAUCACUACUGGGAUGCUCUGACGGCUAUCCAGACUGGGAAGACGUUUGAGAACACCAACUCACCUCCUGGUCAUGUGUUUGAGGACUUCACCAUGGAGCAGGAGUUGAAGCGCCAGAAACUCAAGGUUCCCUCUGGUCUGAAGAAAAAUGGUGACUGGACUAUUGAAUAA
This is a messenger RNA of Clonostachys rhizophaga, 1365 nucleotides long. The record is from the annotation of a GenBank genome assembly. Lineage: Eukaryota; Fungi; Ascomycota; Sordariomycetes; Hypocreales; Bionectriaceae.